Messenger RNA from Choloepus didactylus (southern two-toed sloth), 6135 nucleotides. RefSeq names its product basic proline-rich protein-like. The record is from RefSeq and is a predicted model, not a curated record. The transcript is spliced from 4 exons. NCBI's taxonomy places the organism in Eukaryota, Metazoa, Chordata, Mammalia, Pilosa, Megalonychidae. Bases 4576 to 6135 code for a protein of 519 amino acids.
ACGCCCGCGAACCCCCGCAUCGUGUCUCUCCAAGGGCCCGCCCCGCCUUCAACGCCCAGCUCCUCCCGAAUGUCAGUACAAGGGUCUGCCCCGCCCUCGCCGGCCGCAGUCCCAUACCCACGCCCCCGGAGAGUCGCAAGCAGAGCACGGCGAGUCCGGAGAAGGCGAGCAUCGCGAGCCACAUGUUCGACGUAGUCGUGAUAGGAGGCGGCGUCUCAGAGGAAGUUUGGAAGGGAAGAGAGAACAAAAGAGUUAUAAAGCUGUCCUAGAAGACCCAAUGCUGAAGUUUUCAGGACUAUAUCAAGACACCUGUUCUGACCUUUAUGUUACUUGCCAAGCUUUUGCAGAAGGGAAGCCUCUGGCUUUGCCAGUGAGAACAUCCUACAAGGCAUUUAGUACAAGAUGGAACUGGAAUGAAUGGCUCAAGUUGCCCGUGAAGUACCCUGACCUGCCCAGGAAUGCCCAGGUGGCCCUGACCAUAUGGGAUGUGUUUGGACCAGGAAAAGCAGUGCCUGUGGGAGGAACAACAGUGUCACUCUUUGGAAAAUAUGGGGCCUGGAGGCUGCAGACGGCGACCCCAGCGUCCCACCCUAUGACACGGCCCUCAUCUACGACUACGAAGGGGACGGCUCCGUGGCGGGGACGCUGAGCUCCAUCCUGUCCAGCCUGGGUGACAAAGACCAGGACUACGACUACCUCCGAGAAUGGGGUCCCCGCUUCACCCGACUGGCGGACAUGUAUGGCCACUCGUGAGGGCGGCAGGCUGACGGGCCCUGGGGACAGCACCUGGUGGCAGCCCUCCCAGGCCCAGGGAAGGGCGGGGCUCCCUGCUGUGAGCCAAAGAGCUGGGGAGCACCAUCUCCCAGCCAUGGGCACACGUGACCCUGGGGCCCCCACUGGACACCCAAGCACCAAAGGCACAGGUGCUGGGGUCAGAUUCUAGAACCGUGGAGAUGGGGUAGCCAGAAAGAGGUGCCCGUUCGGCCUGCGUGGGGGCCGCGGCCUCGAGGGCCAGCAGCCCCACUCUCAGCUGCUCGGGGCACGGCCGCCCCCCCUCGCACCUCUGCCCCCUCCCCACCUGCUUCUGGAAGGAAGCAGCCCCUUGGGCAACUUUCAACUAAAAGCCUGCUAGUCUUUUCAAGGUGGGCCCUGGUGCCCAGCGCCCCACUGACUUCAGGGGGCCCCUGCAGCCCCUGCUACCACCCCGGGAGGGCUUCCCGCAGUCGGCCGGCAGGGGAGCUCCCAGCCUCACACCACCCCCCAGUUCUGAGCCCAGGGGAGGGCUUCUUGCCCUACUCAGGGUGCCCCAACUUGGGGUGGGGACGCUAAAGCCUGGUGGUGAGCCCAGAGGGCAGAGAGUGGACGCAGACUGCUGGGGGCCCAGUGCAGAGCAAGGACCAGGGCGAGACCCUGGAAUUCCCAAAACACCUUUAUCCCCCCACCCACGGGCAUGGCCGGGAGUCGAUGCCCCUCUCAGCAGGGUCCCCUUCCGGCUCGGGGGGGGGGGCACUGGGGGGCGGCAGCAGGGGCAGCUGGUCCUGCGGGGGCCGCACAGGCCGUGGGCGUCGGGCAGGCGCUGGGGCAGCAGCAGGCCGCGGAGCAGCGCCAGGACGGCACAGGCUGCCAAGAGCACGCGGUGCAGGAAGAAGCCGCGAUGGCCGUGGACGGCGGCCGGCACCAGGCCCAGCCCGGCACCCCUGCGGACGGACAGACAGACGGGUGCCCGCCUGGCUCAGCGUCCGCCAUGCAGAGUGGGGGACGUGGGGGGCGAGUGACGCGGGGCAGGGGGCUCAAGGAAAAGAAAUUAGAAAAAAGGAAAGGUUGGGGAAAAGCUGCUCCUUGCCCUGGAACAAGUUUUGUUCCUUACAUUACAAAAACGGAAACCUACUUGCCCCUCGAAUUCUACGUCCUGUGAGCACCCCACACCCCCGACCAGAGCUUUCUUGGGGGGCCCAGGGUCCCCACACCGCCCAGGAGGAGGGCUGAACUUGGAGUGGUGGCAUGAGCACGGGGGUGUCUGCCCCGGCCCCCCCUAACCCAGGGGUCCCGGCGGAGGUGGGGGGCUGCGGCGCUCUCCGGGUCACGGUGGGGAAGAGCUCGGGGGCUAGAGGCCGGGAGCCCCAGAGCGAGGGCGGAGGACAGGGCCCCCCACUCAGCUGCAGCCCCCUGGCCCCACCCUGAGCGGCUCAGCAAGGCCCACCCUGCUGCGGUCGGCACUCAGGGCCCCCACCCCGACGAAUGCCUGCUGUGGCCGUGUUGUAACUCGGCCGGCAUCAUGGCACUGCCUGUGCGAACAGCAGGGUUGCUCCAGCCCCUUCCCACCUCCCACUGUCCAGGGCCCUUGAGGGGUCCCGUCACCCAGGAGGAGAGGCCUGCCCCCCACCCAAGCACAGAGCCCACUGGGGACCCCACUGCACCCUCCUCCGACUUCCUGCCCCCCCAACUCUGUGCCCAGUGAUGGAGUCCAGGCUGCCCUGUUGGGUCAGGGCUCUGUCUGUCCCCAUCAAAUAGGAUCUUCUGCCCUUCUGGCUCUUUGGGCCUCAGUUUCCCCAAGCACACAACAUGGGAGAUGGAUGGGGCAAAAGGAACAACAGCUGCCCAGCCACCUCCCCCUGCCAGGCCCGCCGGGGCUCACACUGGGUCCCGGUGGGGAGCAGCAGGGACGCCAGGCCAGUGGCCAUGGUGCUCAGCAGCGGGACUGGCGGCAGCCCCAGCAAUCCGCCGUCAGGAGCAGGAACACCGUGGCCACCGCCUCCAGGCUGGUGUCCAGGGAGUAGGGCAGUAGAAGGACGGCUCCCGUGGGGCCAGAACAUCAAGGAAGCAGGGUCCCCCACCGCCUUCCCCCUUCCCCUCCUCACGAACUGAAUCCCAGGAUGAGCCCGUUCUGCCAGGUGAUGCGGGUGUGCAGGAGCCCCAGGACGGAGCAGUGCUGGGGCUUGAGGCUCCCUACAGACGGCAGGUCCAGCUCUGUGGCCACAGGGACACGAGGGCUGGGGGCAGGGGUCAGGGUGGGGCCGGCCUGGGUCCAUGCACCCUCCUCCCUCCUGGAGCACCGGGGUCUCCCGCCCCUGGCUGCAGCCCUACCCACCGCCAGGGAGUUCCCUCCCGAGGAGCAGCUGUUCUCCGGGUCCACACCGCUGGCUUCCGCAAAGUGCAGAGUCUUCCCGGUUCGUGCCGGCUGCCCCGUGGCCAGCAGCCAGCAGGGGGACUCAGGAAACAGGGCUGGGAGCCUGCCAGGGUGGGUGAGGGUGGCUCGCAGCCCCUAAGCUGCCCCUCUCCCCUGGCCUCCUCCCCGGACCUGGAGGGGCAGGACCUCACCUGCCCCUGUCCCACGGCAGCCCUGGCCUGGCUCCUGCCACUCACCCCCAAAAGAGCAGCAGGAGGCCCGUCCCCAGGCACACAGCCCUUGCAGAAGGCAUCAAUCCUGGGCGAGCGCGGCCAGGCCGGGCAGCAGCAGUGUGCUGGCCAGGGAGAAGGCCGUGCGGUGCGGGGGUUGCAGAGCUCCAGGCCUGGGGUGGACAUGGGCAGGCUGAGCUGAGGCCACUGUGCCCACUGCUGCUUGUCCCCAUACCUGGGCCUGCCAGCAAACCCCAGGGCCGCAGAGCCACCAGCAGCCGCCACCCCCUCCUCGAGAGGCCUGAGGACCCGUCCUCAGUGGCACCCCCACGGCCCACCGGCAGUGCUCGCGAGCCAUGUAGAGGGCGAGGAGGGCCCCUGACAGGGCGGUCCCCAGCAGCAGCCGCAGGGCCGGCAGUGCGGGGAAGCUGGCACCCAGGGCCGCGCUGGCCCCAGAGACCCCACAAAUGGGCCGGCGGCCAAAACCGCUGGGCAGAGGGGACACAAGGGGCCUCAGACACUCUGAAGUUUCACCCUCCUCACCCCAUGCAGGGCCUGGGGCCUGGGCUGGGGGAGGGCCGCACCUCACCAGUCACACAUGACGCCCAGGAGGACACAGCCCAGCAGCCUGCCCAAGAGGUGAGUCGUCUGCUCAGUGGCACCUUCCAGGCGUCCUCACAUGUCACGUUCCACUGUGUGAGGCACAGGCCACCUGUCACCUGUCGGCCAGUCCAGGCCUCCUGGGCCCAGGACCUUCCUUCCCAAUUGCUGGGAUGGAGAGAUGCAAGGAACCCCAAAGUGCCAGGCUGGGAGGGUCUCUAGAUGUCCUGCUCUGCCCCCUGGAGAGAAGGGGAAACUGAGGCUCGGAUAGGUUGAGGGGCCUGGGUGAGGUCCCACAGUGAGGCUUCCUGACAGGUCAUCUGAGGCCCCCAGGUGACCUGGGGUUCCCAGGAAACCUGGAUGUCAGACCAAGUCUGGUCAGGGACCCCCCACCCCAAGGUUUCUGCUUUUCCCUAGUCAGGGUCUGACCCCUCUAGCUACCCCCCCGUCCUGCUGGCUCUGGCCUUAAUUUCUACCAGUUGUGCCCAGAGAGCAGGACACACAGGGCCUUGUGGCUUUAUAAACACGGCACAUCCAUCCCCGCCAGGGGACUCUGGCUCCAAGCCAAGACUGAGACACCCCUCCCUCCACCGCCCUCCUGCCAGCAGGGCCCUGUGGGUUUCAAGAGGGACUCCGGGAAUGGCCCUGAGGGGGUGCUCAGACGCUUCCUGGCCCCAGCCCUCAAGCUCAGCUCUGCCCCCCCUCCCCGCCCCGCCCGGGCCCCACGACGCCGGCUGCUCCUCCGCGGCGCCCGGCCACCAGGUGCGAAGCCCGAGGACGCCAGCUCUGGCGCGCCGGGCUGCCGGGGAGCGCGAGGGUCGCCGCCGGGGUCCGGACCGGAGGACGGGCGCUCCCCGGGCUGGGAGACUUCGGUCAGCUCGGCGCCCCCGAGGCGCGCGUCCCCUCUCUACAUCGCACCGCCCUCCCGCCGACGUCCCCGAGCGCUGGCGUCCGCGCAACGGGCGGCAGAACCCCCGAAAGCCCGGGGAGGCUCGGCUGUCGCGGGCCCCUCCCGCCGCGCCGGCCGCUCACCUGGGACAUCUGCGGCCGGAAGUUGAUGUCCUUGAGGUCGAUGGAGCCGGGGGAGAGGUUGUGCAGCAGCUGGCACAGCAGGACGCCGUCGCGCAGUGUCUGGGCCAGGUCGAAGACCACCGCCGAGGACCACACGAGCCGGUGAUUGGGAGGCAGGACCUUGCAGUCGAUGAGCCAGCGGCCGCACCACUGCUCCAUGGCGCCCGCGCAGGGCAGGGCUCGGGCCAAAGUGCGGCGGCCGAGGGCAUCCCGCCCGCCCGCGCGGGGCUCGGCGGCCGGGGCGGGGCCUCGCGGGCGGCCCGGGGUCCGGCGGCGCCGCCGCGCUUCCCUCCGCCUCCGGCUCCGGCUGGUCUUCCGGCUCGCGGGUCGCCGCUCCCGCCCACGUGCGGGCGCCGGGUGCCCCCUUCACACACACAAGUCCCCCCGGGCCCCGGGCCGGGCUCCACACCGCCCGCCCCGCCGGGCGCCGCAUUCUGCGCUCGGGGCGCCCCGCGGCCGCCGCCGCUCCUGCCCCGCCCGGAGACAAAGGCCCGGCGGGUCGCUCGCUCCGCGCCUCCCGCGCCCCGGCCGGCCGCGCCGCCUCCGCCUCGCUUUGUUCGCCGCGCCCGCGGACUCCGCGCUCCACGCCUGGCGCUCCGACUCGGCGGCUCCGGGACGCAGGGGGCGGGGGGGGCGCGGCCAGGGCGGAGGGCGGGGCCCGGCGGGGGCGGGGCCGCUGGUCCUGGCCCCGCCCCGCCCCGCCCCCCAGUUCCUGUCCCCCCGCGGGUGCCCGCGAAAGUUGCGGAGGGCGGGGGCCGCGGCGCAGCGGGAGUCCGGCCGAGGGGGGGGACUCUGGGGGAGGCCCCGGGCCCGGGACGUGCGGCCCGGCCUGUGGUCGCCCGGCGAUGGCCGGGUCGCUGUCCCUGCGCCCGCCUCGUGGCGCGCGGGAGCUCGCGGUGGAGUCUGGAGGUGGCCCCUGUCCCGCCCGGCGCCCCCGCAUGCCCCUUCGGGAAGGGGCGCUGGGCUGGGCCGAGCCCUCCAGCGCCGAGCCCUCCAGCGCCCCCUCAGUCCCGCAUGGGCCCGGAGCGCCCCCAGAGACUUUUUCGGGUCCUCCCCGCUGAAUCAAAAUGGAUUGAUUUUGACUGUGACAGACAUGUAGCCAUGUCAAUCACCCUUCUCUAUAUUUGA